CAGACGUAACGUUGUGAGCGUUUCGUAGCGGACGUCGGAAUUAGUGGGAGCGGAGUGGGGCCUCGGGGGCCUCGCUAGGGCCACAGCGGCCGGCAGUUGGGCCCCCCGCCCCGGCCGGCGGUCCGAGGAGUGCAGGAAGGGGGCCGGGGGGACCCGCCCCCGGCCGGCUGAAGUCAUGAACUCCAAUGUGGAGAAUCUGCCGCCCCACAUCAUCCGCCUAGUGUACAAGGAGGUGACAACACUGACGGCAGACCCACCUGAUGGCAUUAAAGUCUUCCCCAAUGAGGAGGAUCUCACAGACCUGCAGGUUACCAUCGAGGGCCCUGAAGGGACUCCCUAUGCUGGAGGUCUGUUCCGUAUGAAGCUCCUACUGGGGAAGGACUUCCCUGCCUCCCCACCCAAGGGCUACUUCCUGACUAAAAUCUUCCACCCAAAUGUGGGCCCCAAUGGCGAGAUCUGUGUCAAUGUGCUCAAGAGGGACUGGACGGCUGAAUUGGGCAUACGACAUGUGCUGCUGACCAUCAAGUGCCUGCUGAUCCACCCUAACCCAGAGUCUGCACUCAAUGAGGAGGCAGGCCGCCUGCUUUUGGAGAAUUAUGAAGAGUAUGCUGCCCGGGCCCGUCUGCUCACAGAAAUCCAUGGGGGUGCAUGCAGCACCAGCAGCGGGAGGGCUGAGGCUACCCAAGACCUGGCCAGUGGGGCUUCAGCCUCCUCUGCUGACCCUAUGAUCCCAGGGGUCCUAGGGGGAGCUGAGGGUCCCAUGGCCAAGAAACAUGCAGGUGAGCGAGAUAAGAAGCUGGCAGCCAAGAAAAAGUUGGACAAGAAGCGAGCACUGAGGCGACUGUAGUGGGGCUCUUUCUCCUUCCCUCCCUUCUGUCCCCUCCCACUCUGUCUCUAAGUUAUUUAAAUUAUGGCUGGGGUGGGGGAGGGAGUUGGGGGGGGCACCAGAACCUGGAUUUGGUUUUCUAAAUAAAAAGUUGGAAAAGCA
This is a messenger RNA of Mus musculus (house mouse), 988 nucleotides long. It is a transcript of the gene Ube2s, whose product is annotated as ubiquitin-conjugating enzyme E2S. The transcript has 4 exons. Gene Ontology annotation, molecular function: ubiquitin conjugating enzyme activity. The record is from RefSeq and is marked provisional. Bases 176 to 847 code for a protein of 223 amino acids. Gene Ontology annotation, biological process: protein ubiquitination; exit from mitosis; anaphase-promoting complex-dependent catabolic process. Lineage: Eukaryota; Metazoa; Chordata; Mammalia; Rodentia; Muridae.